Molecule: messenger RNA, 1230 nt
Organism: Penicillium digitatum Pd1
Lineage: Eukaryota; Fungi; Ascomycota; Eurotiomycetes; Eurotiales; Aspergillaceae
Gene: ayg1
Product: heptaketide hydrolyase ayg1
Source: RefSeq, a predicted model, not a curated record
AUGGUGAACUGGAUUCUUGGAGACAAGUUCGACACUGUCUACCCUCACCAGGGCUCGAUCAAAGUCCUGUGGGAGUCGAAGUGGAAAUUCUGCGCCACGAAAUCCAUCUACCCAUUUCACGAUGGAUCCCUGGAAGAUUUCGAGCCCAUUUUCCUGAAGCUAAUUGCUGAAAAUAUCAACGACCCAAACAUAGACGCCUACACCGAAGCUUUCCUCCCAACCGCAUUAGCGCUAGAGAACGAAGCCGCAACAGCCCUCAACAACGGCAAAGUCGCCCGCGCCGCGGACCUCUACCGCCGUGCAGCAGUCGUCCUCCGCAUCUCGCGCUUCCCCUACGUAAGCCCAACAACACGCCCAGAGACAUCCAUCAAGCGUGCAGCCUUCGAUCGCCAGAAGCAAGUGUACCUGAAAGCCGCCUCGCUAUGGAAGCCCAUCAUCACAGAAGAAGUAAUUCCGCAUACGCACCGUGCCGGCCGCGACGGUACCGAAAUCCCGCUGUACAUCCGGCUGCCGGAGGAAGCAAGCGCUAUCAACCGCGUCCCUGUCGUACUGCUCAUGACGGGGCUGGAUGGCUACCGGCCUGAUAACAGCCAGCGUAGCCACGAGAUCAUUAACCGUGGCUGGGCGACUGUCAUAGUCGAGAUUCCCGGUACGGCGGACUCGCCUGCGGAUCCGGCAGACCCGGAGUCGCCGGAUAGGCUCUGGAAUAGUGUGCUUGAUUACAUGGAUCGCCGGCCGGAGUUUGACAUGUCGCGCGUCGCGGCUUGGGGGCUCAGCGCUGGUGGCUUCUAUGCUAUCCGGGCGUCUUGCACGCACCGUGCACGUCUUGCAGGUGCUGUUGCUCAUGGCCCUGGAUCGCACUUUGUUUUCAGUCCCGAGUGGUUGGCCAAGGCGAAUGACCAUGAGUACCCGUUUAAUCUUACUUCCGCUAUGGCGGAGAAGCAUGGGUAUGACACUGAGGAGGAGUUUGUGAAGAACGCUCAGAAGAAGUUCUCGCUCGUGGAGACGGGCAUUCUUGACCAAGAUAACUGCCGGUUGCUUAUGCUCAACGGUGUGGAUGACGGUGUUAUCCCGAUUGAAGACUGCAUCGAACCUCUCAAGCAUGGCGGUCCGAAAGAAAAUCGGUUCUUCGAGAACCGGGUGCACAUGGGAUACCCUGACAGUCUGCCUGUAGCUUACAAGUGGUUGGAGAGUGUGCUAUCUCCCAAUAAGAAGGAGUUGAAGAACUGA